CUCAGCCGCGACGCCCGCCCGCGCUCCAGUCCGCCGUGUCAGGCAGCGGGGCCCAGCAUGGUCAUGGCGGAUGGCCCGAGGCACUUGCAGCGCGGGCCGGUCCGGGUGGGAUUCUACGACAUCGAGGGCACGCUGGGCAAGGGCAACUUCGCCGUGGUGAAGCUGGGGCGGCACCGGAUCACCAAGACGGAGGUGGCGAUAAAAAUUAUAGAUAAAUCUCAGCUGGAUGCAGUAAACCUUGAGAAAAUCUACCGAGAAGUACAAAUAAUGAAAAUGUUAGACCAUCCUCACAUAAUCAAACUUUAUCAGGUAAUGGAGACCAAAAACAUGUUGUACCUUGUGACAGAAUAUGCCAAAAAUGGAGAAAUUUUUGACUAUCUUGCUAAUCACGGCCGGUUAAAUGAGUCUGAAGCCAGGCGCAAAUUCUGGCAAAUCCUAUCUGCUGUUGAUUAUUGUCAUGGUCGGAAGAUUGUGCACCGCGACCUCAAAGCUGAAAAUCUCCUUCUGGAUAACAACAUGAAUAUCAAAAUAGCAGAUUUCGGUUUUGGAAAUUUCUUUAAAAGCGGUGAACUGCUGGCAACUUGGUGUGGCAGCCCCCCUUAUGCAGCCCCAGAAGUCUUUGAAGGGCAGCAGUAUGAAGGACCACAGCUGGAUAUUUGGAGCAUGGGCGUUGUUCUCUACGUUCUUGUCUGUGGAGCUCUGCCUUUUGAUGGACCGACGCUUCCUAUUUUGAGGCAAAGGGUUUUGGAAGGAAGAUUCCGGAUUCCAUAUUUUAUGUCAGAAGAUUGUGAACACCUUAUUCGAAGGAUGUUGGUCCUAGAUCCGUCCAAGCGGCUAACCAUAGCUCAAAUCAAGGAACAUAAAUGGAUGCUCAUAGAAGUUCCUGUACAGAGACCUAUUCUCUACCCACAAGGGCAAGAAAAUGAGCCAUCCAUUGGGGAAUUUAAUGAACAGGUUCUGCGACUGAUGCACAGCCUUGGAAUAGAUCAACAGAAAACCAUCGAGUCUUUGCAGAACAAGAGCUACAAUCACUUCGCUGCCAUUUAUUACUUGUUGGUGGAGCGCCUGAAAUCACAUAGGAGCAGUUUUCCUGUGGAGCAGAGGCUCGACGCCCGCCAGCGUCGGCCCAGCACCAUCGCUGAACAAACAGUUGCCAAGGCACAGACCGUGGGCUUCCCAGCGGCCAUGCCUUCCCCCGGUGCGAUGCGGCCCGCCCUCCUCCCACAGGCGCCCACGGGGGAGGCCUUUUCCUUCCCAGCACCCGGCUGUCCCGCAGAAGCAGCCUUCAUGGAAGAAGAGUGUGUUGACACUCCAAAGGUCAAUGGCUGUCUGCUGGACCCUGUGCCCCCCAUCCUGGUGAGGGAGGGGUGCCAGUCACUGCCCAGCAGCGUGAUGGAGACCUCCAUCGACGAAGGGUUGGAGACAGAAGCAGAAGCUGAGGAAGACCCCAGUCAGGCCUUUGAAGCAUUCCAGUCCACGCGUAGUGGGCAGAGACGGCACACUCUGUCCGAAGUGACCAAUCAGCUAGUCGUGAUGCCAGGCUCAGGGAAAGUUUUCUCCAUGAGUGACAACCCCUCCCUUGGCAGUGUGGACUCUGAGUAUGACAUGGGUUCUCUUCAGAGGGACCUGAACUUUCUGGAGGACACCCCUUCCCUUAAAGACCUCAUGUUAGCCAACCAGCCCUCACCUCGCGUGGCAUCGCCCUUCAUAAGCCUGAGACCUGCCAACCCAGCCAUGCAGGCUCUGAGCUCCCAGAAAAGAGAGGCCCACAACAGGUCACCAGUGAGCUUCCGAGAGGGCCGCAGGGCCUCGGACACCUCCCUCACCCAAGGAAUCGUAGCAUUUAGACAACACCUUCAGAACCUGGCCAGAACCAAAGGGAUCCUGGAGCUGAACAAAGUGCAGCUGCUGUAUGAGCAGAUGGGACCGGAGGCCGACGCCGACCCGGCGCCUGCUGCCCCUCAGCCCCCAGAGCUGGCUGGCAGCUGCCCUCAGGAGGAAGUCGCUCAGCAGCAGGAGGGUGUCUCCGCGCUCCCCGCCGGCGUGCGUCCUCCACUGUCCCAGCGGCAGAGCCUGGGAGCCCAGUACCUGCAGCACAGACUCCAGAAGCCCAGCCUUCUGUCGAAAGCCCAGAACACCUGCCAGCUGUAUUGUAAGGAGCCACCACGGAGCCUGGAACAGCAGCUGCAGGAACACAGACUCCAACAGAAGCGUCUCUUCCUCCAGAAGCAGUCUCAGCUGCAGGCAUACUUUAAUCAGAUGCAGAUAGCGGAGAACUCGUACCCACAGCCGAGCCAGCAGCUGCCCCUUCCCCACCAGGAGGCGCCGCCGCCGCCGCAGUACAGCCUGCCGCAGCCCCUGAGCCCGGUCCUGGCCUCCGAGCACAUGCAGUGCAGCCCCUUCCUGGGCCAGUACCGGGAGAUGCCGCUGCGGCCCCUGCCCUCCUCGCCGGCCCGGGCGCACCUGCCGCCGCCGCCGCAGGCCGGGGCCGCCCCAGCGCCCUUACAGUUCUAUCAGACUUGUGAGCUGCCCGGCACUGCCUCCCCCGAGCCAGACUACCCCACUCCCUGUCAGUACCCCCUGGACGGCGCCGAGCAGGGUGGCGGAGCGGACUGCCCCCGGAGCUCGGGGCUGCAGGGGGACCCCUCCAGCUACGACCCGCUGGCCCUCCCCGAGUUCCCCGGACUCUUCGACUGUGAGAUGCUGGAGGCCGUGGACCCGCAGCACAGUGGCUGUGUCCUGGUGAACUGACCGGCCCCGGGAUGAGGCAGGUCAGUGUAGGAAGAGCGCGCGUUUUAUUUUUAUUCCAGCCUUUUACAUCUCAACCUUAUUUUCCUGCCCUGUCCCUAAGGAGGGAGUCAGCUUGCCCAACUGGAAUCGGAGGGUCUGGCCUUCCUGGCUCUGUCCCACGGUUUUCUGUGGCAAGUGCUGGCCCGUAGUUGUAGACCAAAGCUCACUCCCGAGGUCAGCGGAGCUGUCACAGAGAUGCCAGUUUAUACAGACUGCACCGCUGCGGAGGGGACUGGUGGAUGCAGGGAAAGUGCCGUCUACGUGGGGAAGGAGGCAGGGUUUCUCACCCACCGAAGCGGAGGAACAACGUACUGCUAGAGGCAAGUACGGAAGGAGAUUGGAUGCACAGGGCACGAGGAGAAGCUGAGCUUCGUCUUCCGAGCAGUUAGUUCUAAGCUGCUCUGGGGCCUGGCACACCAGCAGGGGUCCCCGCCUGGGCCUCUCCGCCUGGGGCAGGAAGCACACCUCCAGAAGGUGCCCUGGGCCACAGACUCUGAGUGGAACUGACAGGAGACCCGCAGAGUGGAGACGGCCCCGCCCAGCCGGGAGGCUCCGCAGCCGGGCUGUAGAGGACCUAGUGUCUCUUCAAGUGCACUGACUGUGACUUCACGCUCUGUGUUGCUGGUCGUUAACUGAGCUUUGUGUUCGGACAGGUUCGUAUAGGGCUUAGAGAUUCUGAGAACAAGGAAGAUGAACUUUUCUCUCCCGUGUGAAGUGGUAGUGCUGUGCCUUUUCCCCAGGUCAUGCUUUAAUUCUUUCUUUUCUGUGGAACCAACAGUUUCCAUGUACGUCAGUGCUAAAUCCAAAGUCCCUUCGGAGUCUGUUUUCCACCGUGUGGGAAUCACAUUCUUCAUUUCCUUGAAGUUUUGACUUUGUAAUGAAAUGUUUGAGUAUUACAGCAAUAUCCACAACCAGGUGUCAACCAUGUAAGCAAAGCGUCUGCCAGACUCACUGUAUCACUAGUAAAACUUAAACCUUUACAAUUCAUUCAUCAAAGUAAGAAAAAGACAGAUGCUGCACCAGCUAACUGGACACCGAGAAGUAACAGUCGCCUGUCAUCUGGACAGGAACACCCACGUGUCAGUCAGCACCGUCAGGGACUGUCCUGCGGAAUGGCUGUCCUCUCAGCGUGUGAGCCGCUCAGGCCGGGCGCUGCUGCCCCCUCGGGGACGCCCACACGUUGCCUUUCCCCUGUGGUGAGCGCCCCGCCAGUGAGGGGAGCCUGGAAGACCAAGGUCUGUUCUGCCAGCCCAGCCCCCACCGCUAGUAACUUGAGCAUCCCUUGUUCCUGGCUCCGUGGGGGCCAGGACACUACACGGGCACCGGGCACCGAGCGGGUGGGACUCGGGGUGUCGGGAGGAAGGCUGCUGUGGGGGGCGGUCGUUUCUGUGAGGAACACUGGUGAAACUCCAGCAAGGGUGAAUAUGUUCCUUCUGUGGACUGUUUCCCUCCCCGUGCUUCAGGUUGAUGGUUUCGUGACAUCGAUAUCCUUUCAUUUAAGAGAUCCUUCCGUUAAGAUCUCUAACCUGUUUUAAGUCUGCAAAAUAUGUCAGUUAUACAAUAGGGCUUGAUUUAUUUAAACUGAAGGGUGUUUCCCCAAAAUAUACUACCGAAGUGCUGUAACAUUUAUGAAAUUUAAGUUCUUCCACAUUGAAAAUGGGGGCUGCUCGUUGCAGUCACAGGAAUGGCAGUUACAGAUGGGCAGAGACACCCCCAAGGCCGGGAGCCCCACAGCCCAGGAAGCCAGGAGCUGGGCACGGUGAUCAGGGACGGGGCAGCGCAGAGCUGCUGGAAGCUCAAGGACCCAGAGACAGGCCUCGGGCACCCGUGGCAGCCAGUCCGCUGGGGACAGAGGAGCAGCAGCGCUGUUCCCGGGGCAGAGCCGGACGCUGCCCCCCGAUGCUGGGCUUCUGGGCCUGUGGCAGCUCCUGUUUGCUUUUCUCCUGUGUCUCCAGCAGAAACCAGUAAAUUCCAAGAGGAUCUAUAUUUACAGAAAGGGGGCUGGUGAGAGGAGACGGGUUCUGUGGCCAGUCGGGUGUCCCUGACCCUGCCUGGCCGUCCCCUGCUCCGUGCCCUCAGUGCCCCGUGAGCUGCCGCAGUGCCCUCGCAAACACUACGACCCGGAGAGGCUUACCCAGGCCGCCACGAGGCCGCUCCGCGUCAGCGUGUACACUACUGCAUGCCGCGUCCGCUGGCCGCGUGCAGCCAGGCUCCUCCAGAGACUGGCCAGGUGCGCACGAGGGAAACAUUUCAUUUGGCAAAAAGUGCAAUAUGUGUGGUACUUUAUUUUUUGUUUUAUGUCCUUUUUUAAUCCAGGAUGUUAGUCUCUACUUCGGGAAAAAUGCACUAUGUCUGCAGUUUCCAGUUGGACGAGAGUGUCCCUAGUGUGCAGCUGCCGUGCUGGGCUCUGGAAGGCAAACGGAGUCGUUAGCACAGGCUGGGUGGCCC
This is a messenger RNA of Molossus molossus (Pallas's mastiff bat), 5238 nucleotides long. RefSeq names its product salt inducible kinase 2 (gene SIK2). NCBI's taxonomy places the organism in Eukaryota, Metazoa, Chordata, Mammalia, Chiroptera, Molossidae. Gene Ontology annotation, molecular function: ATP binding; protein serine/threonine kinase activity; tau-protein kinase activity. Gene Ontology annotation, biological process: protein phosphorylation; intracellular signal transduction; microtubule cytoskeleton organization. Bases 58 to 2751 code for a protein of 897 amino acids. The transcript is spliced from 15 exons. The record is from RefSeq and is a predicted model, not a curated record. Gene Ontology annotation, cellular component: cytoplasm.